Panthera uncia (snow leopard) is the source of this 690-nucleotide messenger RNA. Its product is annotated as protein phosphatase 1 regulatory subunit 14A. The coding region runs from base 105 to 548 and encodes 147 amino acids. Gene Ontology annotation, cellular component: cytoplasm. Gene Ontology annotation, biological process: regulation of phosphorylation. The transcript is spliced from 4 exons. NCBI's taxonomy places the organism in Eukaryota, Metazoa, Chordata, Mammalia, Carnivora, Felidae. Gene Ontology annotation, molecular function: protein serine/threonine phosphatase inhibitor activity. The record is from RefSeq and is a predicted model, not a curated record.
CCCGAGCUCCCGCCCCCGGCCGGCCCCGCCCCGGCCCGUAAGAGGCCCCCUGGGCGCCUGGCGAAAGCGCACAGUGCUGCGCGGGGGCCGGGGCCAGGACCGCGAUGGCGGCUCAGCGGCUGGGCAAGCGGGUGCUGAGCAAGCUGCAGUCUCCGUCGCGGGCCCGCGGGCCGGGGGGAAGCCCCGGGGGGCUGCAGAAACGUCACGCGCGUGUCACCGUCAAGUAUGACCGGCGGGAGCUGCAGCGGCGGCUGGACGUGGAGAAGUGGAUCGACGGGCGCUUGGAGGAGCUGUACCGCGGCAGGGAGGCAGACAUGCCUGAUGAGGUCAACAUUGAUGAAUUGUUGGAAUUAGAGAGUGAAGAGGAGAGAAGCCGGAAGAUCCAGGGACUCCUGAAGUCGUGCAAGAACCCCACAGAGGACUUCGUCCAGGAGCUGCUGGUGAAGCUUCGAGGCCUCCACAAGCAGCCAGGUCUCCGCCAGCCCAGCCCCUCUGGUGACAGCAGCCUGAGCCCCCUCCAGGGCCCGGCCCGGACCGCGCCACCCUGACCUUCUCGCCUCUGCGGCCCCCUCCCUUCUCCCCUUCACUCCACACCGUCCUGGCUUGUUUAUAAGUUGUAUGUAAUGGUUCUAUAACAACACUGCGUGCCUGUUUUUCCUCUCCCUGAUCACUGGGCUUCCCCGAGCUCCC